Adineta ricciae is the source of this 1284-nucleotide messenger RNA. NCBI's taxonomy places the organism in Eukaryota, Metazoa, Rotifera, Eurotatoria, Adinetida, Adinetidae. The record is from the annotation of a GenBank genome assembly.
AUGUCAAAAUUUCUCAGUUUGCCAGUAGAACUUGUUUAUCGAAUUUUGGAUCACGAAAGUGAUGAAACAUUAUUGUAUUCAAUGCAAAAUGUCUGUCGACGAAUCGACCAGAUUCUUAACACUUAUGAUCGAUACAUAAAACUUACUAGACUAUAUCUGAGCUGGAACGAGUAUACACCUAUUCUCGUACAACAUCUUGCUGAUACACUGAAAAUAAACAAAACUCUUGAUACAUUGAGUCUGCAUGGGCAUCCAAUCGGAGACGUUGAAGCACAACAUUUUGCCGAUGCGCUGCGAAUAAACACGACUCUCACUAGUCUACAGCUGGGAUUGAAUCGAAUUGGAGAUACUCGAAUACAACAUUUUACCGAUGCAUUGCGAACGAACCAAACUAUAACUAACCUGAGCUUGGCAUGGAAUGAGAUUACAGCCGAUGGAGCAUUGCAUCUUGCUGAUGUCUUACGAACCAACCAAACCCUUACUACACUGAAUCUGUUCGGAGAGCAAAUUGGAAAUGUUGGAGCACAGCAUAUUGCUGAUGGGUUGCGAAAAAAUAAAACCCUCACUACACUGGAAUUGUGGCAAAGUGAAAUUGGAUGCAUUGGAGCACAACAUCUUGCCAAUGGAUUACUAACAAACAGAACUCUUACUACAUUGGACCUCACGUCGAAUCAAAUUGGAACCGUUGGAGGGCAACAUCUUGCCGACGGACUGCGAACAAACCGCACCCUGACUAUGUUGAUACUCAAGUUAAAUCGAAUUGGAGAACUUGGGGCUCAAUACCUGACUGAUGCAUUGCGCAUAAAUACAACCCUCACUACAUUGAAUUUGUAUGGGAAUGAAAUUGGAAACGUUGGAGCACAAUAUUUUGCUGAAAUGCUGCGUACAAAUAAAACCCUUACUACUCUAGAGCUGGGUUGCAAUCAAGUAGGAAACCUUGGAAUUCAACACUUUGCUGAGACAUUGGGAAUAAACAUGACACUCACAACGUUAGCACUCUCGGAAAAUGAAAUCGGAGAGAUUGAAGCACGACAUCUUGCUAAUUCAUUGCGAACAAACCGAGCCCUAAUUACACUAGAACUGAACUCGAAUCAAAUUGGAGACAUUGGAGCUCAACACCUUGCUGAUGCACUCCGAGUAAACAAAGCACUCAAGAUGUUAAAACUCUCUUGUAAUCAAAUUGGAAAUGUUGGAGAACGGUAUCUAGAAGAUGUUCUGCAAACUCUUACUAUACAGUAUUCAAAUUAUGGCGCAUUUAUUUAUGACAGUGAUGGUAUAUUGUAA